GCUCCGUCUGGUCUCUCUAGAGUCUCUAGGGUUUAAAGCAGGUUGCUCUCACAGUGAUUCGAAGGAAAAGCAUUGGUCUCUUUCUUCUUGCUGUUGCGAGCUUAAGAGAUUUCUUUGUCAUCACUCAAAGGGUUAGGGUUAGGGUUAGAGAUGCGAAGGAACAGUCCAGCGUACUACAGUCCUCCUCGGAGAGGAUAUGGUGGGAGAGGAGGGUCUGGUAGGAGGGGAUACGGUGGAGGUAGGCGCAGGGAAAACAGCAAUGGAAGCCUUUUGGUUCGGAACAUUCCCCUCGAUUGCAGACCCGAGGAGCUUCGAGUCCCUUUCGAGCGAUUUGGACCUGUUCGUGAUGUUUACAUACCAAAGGACUAUUACUCUGGAGAACCUCGAGGCUUUGCAUUUGUGCAGUUUGUGGAUCCUUAUGAUGCCUCAGAGGCACAAUACCAUAUGAAUAGACAAAUUUUUGCUGGAAGGGAAAUAUCUGUUGUCGUGGCUGAAGAGACAAGAAAAAGACCAGAGGAGAUGCGCCAAAGAUCUAGGUUCAGAGGACCGACAAGCUAUGGAGGGCGAAGGUCUUCUUAUUAUGGGCGCUCUCGGUCUCGCUCAAUUAGCAGAUCACGCUCGCCACCUUACCACUCUGGUUCUAGAAAUCGAUAUCGUUCAAGGUCCUAUUCUCCUGGUCCAAGACGGCAAAGUGACUACUCUGUUUCCCCUAGGAGGCAAGCAGAGCACCCUAGAUCACCAAGAGAUCCUCCCAGAGAGCGAGAUGGUGAUCAAAAGCAUAGAACAUAUUCUCCAGCUUAUGGAAAUGGGAUUGAACAGGAUCAAAGCAAUGGAUAUGCUGAGAAAUCUAUAUACAAGUCUGAGGCUGAUCGAGGCCAGUGGAAGUCAUCCUUACGUAGAGCAUCAAGAUCACCCCUAGGAUCUAGAUCAAGAUCUGUUGAUUUAUCACCCAGACAUGGAAGAUGAGGUUGCAGGUCAUUGGCAGUGUGCUGCUGGGCUUCUGUAUAUUUCCUUCAAUUUGUCAAGACUUAUAUAAAAACCCGUAUUUUGCUUAAAGUUGGCAAAUAUUAUGGAUGUAUAAUAUUUUAUUUGAUAUGCGUCUUUUUGAACAUUUUGCACUUACUAAGACUUAGCUUAGAAUCUGAAUCCUUGAAUGCUUGCUUUGAGCUUGUUCUAUGACCCUAUGAUUUCAAAUUUUCAAUUUAUGCAGUUGUAUG
Abrus precatorius (Indian licorice) is the source of this 1217-nucleotide messenger RNA. RefSeq names its product serine/arginine-rich SC35-like splicing factor SCL30. Lineage: Eukaryota; Viridiplantae; Streptophyta; Magnoliopsida; Fabales; Fabaceae. Gene Ontology annotation, molecular function: RNA binding. The record is from RefSeq and is a predicted model, not a curated record. The transcript has 8 exons. The coding region runs from base 151 to 966 and encodes 271 amino acids.